Diceros bicornis minor is the source of this 1276-nucleotide messenger RNA. RefSeq names its product metaxin 2 (gene MTX2). The record is from RefSeq and is a predicted model, not a curated record. The transcript has 10 exons. Bases 189 to 992 code for a protein of 267 amino acids. NCBI's taxonomy places the organism in Eukaryota, Metazoa, Chordata, Mammalia, Perissodactyla, Rhinocerotidae. Gene Ontology annotation, biological process: mitochondrion organization. Gene Ontology annotation, cellular component: SAM complex.
AGUUCCUGGCGGGGCCUGGCAGUAACCUUGGGGUCUUCGCCGCCGCCGCUGCCGCCGCGGUGGGCUUUGUGAGUCCGUGCCUCAGCCGGUGCCUGGUCGGUUAUCUGCUGGGAGCCGCCCGGGUUGCGGAGGAGGACGCCGAGGGCCGUAGGGAGCAGGCACCGCGGGCGCAGGCCCGCCCAGCCGACAUGUCUCUGGUGGCGGAAGCCUUCGUCUCCCAGAUCGCAGCUGCAGAACCUUGGCCUGAAAAUGCUACGUUAUAUCAGCAAUUGAAAGGGGAGCAAAUUUUGCUUUCUGACAAUGCAGCUUCUCUUGCUGUGCAGGCCUUUUUGCAAAUGUGUAAUCUGCCUAUCAAAGUGGUUUGUAGGGCGAAUGCAGAAUAUAUGUCUCCAUCUGGUAAAGUACCUUUUAUUCAUGUAGGAAAUCAAGUAGUAUCAGAACUUGGUCCAAUAGUCCAAUUCGUUAAAGCCAAGGGCCAUUCUCUUAGUGAUGGGCUGGAUGAAGUCCAAAAAGCAGAAAUGAAAGCCUACAUGGAAUUAGUCAACAACAUGCUGUUGACUGCAGAGUUGUAUCUUCAGUGGUGUGAUGAAGCAACAGUAGGGGAGAUUACUCAUGCUAGGUAUGGAUCUCCUUACCCUUGGCCUCUGAAUCAUAUUUUGGCCUAUCAGAAACAGUGGGAAGUCAGACGUAAGAUGAAAGCUAUUGGAUGGGGUAAGAAGACUCUGGACCAGGUCUUAGAAGAUGUAGACCAGUGCUGUCAAGCUCUUUCUCAAAGACUGGGAACACAGCCAUAUUUCUUCAAUAAGCAGCCUACUGAGCUAGACGCACUCGUAUUUGGCCAUCUGUACACCAUUCUUACCACACAAUUGACCAACGAUGAACUUUCUGAGAAGGUGAAAAACUAUAGCAACCUCCUUGCUUUUUGCAGAAGAAUUGAACAGCACUAUUUUGAAGAUCAUGGUAAAGGCAGCUCAUCUAUCAGAUUGUCUUAGAGUUAUGUGUUAAUUUAGUUAUUUAAAAAAAAUUAACUUUUGAAAUAUAUGUUACUUGAAUGAUAUAAUUGAUAAUGGUAUCAGAAUUUUAAAACCAAAAACACUGCUUUUCAAAACCUCAAAACAAAUUAUAUAAUGUAUCCUACACGUGCUUUAUACUAUUAUUUUGUGUACACAUUAAAAUAAUGUUAAAUGAUAUCAUUUGAUAUGUUGUACUCUAUAUCUUGAAAUUUUUGUUUUCUUGAAAUAUGUAUGCAUAUACAAAUAAAGCUCAAACAACUGUA